Molecule: messenger RNA, 684 nt
Organism: Paramecium tetraurelia
Lineage: Eukaryota; Ciliophora; Oligohymenophorea; Peniculida; Parameciidae
Exons: 3
Source: RefSeq, a predicted model, not a curated record
AUGAAUUUGUAAUGUGAAUAGCCUUUUUAAUAUAAAAAACUUAGAUCCCAAUCCCUCAGUCCUUAUAACAAUUCCAACUUUAUAAAGCAACUCAAAAAAUCACUACACUACCCUCCCCAGAAGACUAUGGAAUUACAAUCUUUUGAGUACCUGCAAAACCAAGAAUAAAUCGAAACCAAUAUAAUUGGCUCAGAUUCUAUGAAAUACUAUUGCAAAACCAUUAAAAGCAGAAAGAACUCAUUAAUUUUUGAAACAGACUCUUAUCCCAUCAAUGAAAGUGCCUAAUAAAGUGUGGCAAUCAAUUAAUUUAACCACUGCACUCCUAAGGUUAUAAUAGUUAAGAACUUGUAACAAAAAAUAACCAGGAGAAAACAACCACCCACUAACCCUAUCAAUCCUCAAGAUUGUAACGAUGAAGAAACCAUACAACAUAGUAUCGUAGUUUAAAGUCAAAAUAAUGGAUCAACAAUUGAAACGAAAAGAGAAAACAUUACCAUCCUACCCCAAAUAAAGAAAUCCAAAAUCUUAAUGGGAGAAGAAUAACCAAUCAAGAGAUCAGCAAGAUACGAAUAAUUAAUGAAAAAAACCUGUGAUGACCAACUCCAUGAACUACAAUCAUUAAUAAAGAAAAUGUAAAAAUAGCCAAUUAUUAAGAAGGAGAAAAAAGUAACCUUUCUUAUUUGA